AUGAACGGAAAUCAGUGGCAUUCGAAUGGUCAUCGUCACCCGCAGGACAUUUCAUCCCCGCGUCGGGUACAACAGUUACAACAGCAUGGACACGCUCCUGACACGGCCUACCUCGCUCAUAGCUUGUUUGCCACCUACCCGGCAGCAUCCACAAUCCCGUCAGCGCAUGUCGCCCGACAUAUGAGCAACUUAUCGAUCGUUGAACCUCCCCCAACUUAUAUGCAUGCGAACCCAAACAAUCUCUACGUCGCUCAGCACCAGUCGUACCAUCAACCUGCUUCACCGUUCGUCGAGUAUUCGCAUGAGCUUGCUUAUUUGUCCAAUCCCUCCGUUCCUGCCUCCCACUCUGCAUAUUGGCAGGCCACUAGGGAUGAGUCUGUGAAAUUACUGUCAUAUGGACCACCCAUGAACCAGUCCAGCUACGUCCCCCCUAUGCAAUGGAAUCGAAACGUUCCUAGUUCAUCAUUCCAGGCUCCCGCUUUAGCCAAUUCCGUACUCCAACGGUUUAAUCCUACUUCAGCCUACCCAACUCCGCCCCCGCCUGGAAUACGUGCUUCCUCUUCUUCCCUUGCUUUUGCCCUUGGGAAUCCUAACAAGAAAGCGAGUGAGCGUGUCUACAAACCCCAGGAGUCCGGCCCCUUUGUUAAGGAUUUCCUCAACCGCUCUGCCCAACUCAUUGAGAACAAACCUAUACCACCCGCGCAGGCUAUGCCUAGUAAAGAUACCUUGAGCAUAGAUUCACGACCACAUCCGCCAAAUCCGCCACCAGUUCCGCUUCCAGAAGCUUUCACGUCCCCACGGAAACGCAAAUCUCCAGAAGAUGUCAGUACACCUUCACCUAAGCGCAUACAAACAUCUGCCCCAGAGAGGUCCACGCCCACCCCAAAGACUGUUGGCGCAACGCCGUCGAAGGAGUCUAAAACCCCACGACAUGUUUUGGCUUACGUCAACGUCCCUUCUCCAUCAUGGAAAACUCCGUCAAGAAAGCAGUCAUCAUCUGGCGAACAUGCUGGCUCAGGUUAUUCAGAAGAUGACGAUGAGGACCGACAUGAUGUACGUGCUAGCGUCAAGUUGUCCGCUCGCCGAACGGGCGACAGGGAUGAGCGGGCUCCGCUAGAAAAGCUUACCACGUUGAUUGAAGACAUUUUUGAAGCCGAGGAUUCUUUGCCUGUCGACCUCCAAGCUGCUGAUUUACCGAAGGAAUUCUUCUCCCCGUUGACGAACGAUUGCAACCACCCUCAGCUCCAGCAUAAUCUCAUACGUAAACUAACCAAAUAUGUCAGUCAACUUGCCCACCCACCGAAAAGAUCUAGGCGUCCUGCUCGAGAGAUUGUGCAGAACGGCCAUGGAGCGAAGCCAAGGGUGACGCUUGGUGAUAUUGAAAGCCCAAUGCUUUCGCGGUUAAUGAAGAUUCUUGAGCGUGCUAUCAAGGCUGGAGAGGACCUGGACCCUUUUCAUACCUCGCUACCUUUGCAUACCGAGAAGGGUCUCAAGCACCCAGCAGUUGACGGUGCGGGCAAUGAGGAUGGUGACGCCCAACGAGAUACCUCGCAAGUGUCGUCGCAACAGCACUUGACCGAUUCAGACAUACGUGCUCUGGGUGCGCAAUUAGAGAUUGCCAGAGAUAGUAUCUUAGCCGCCGAGUGCUGUAUUGCUCUGUUAAGCGGAGAAGGACUAACCAAACAGCUGUACUCGGAAGAACUGAUCAGCACCUGUCUCAGCACUAUUAAAAACCAGUUAACGAUGAUUGUCUACCCUUUUGUAGAGGGCUCGGGAAUUGGCACGUCUGUUUCACCCCAACUGCAAUGUCUUCAUCGAUACACCCACACUGGUACUGGUGACUUGCGUAGAUUACUGGGCGAGCUUUUCCAGGCUCUCUCUGCAGCGCUGCCACGCGUCAACUCUCUUUUCAGCGCAGACGGCCUCAUCAUGUCAGAUGCGAUCAUUAUCCAGGCUGUUUACAUUGCCAUAGGGCCAUUCUUUAUUGUUGAAUCCGCCCAGGAGGGCGACACGAAGGGCAGGAAUGAAAACGCUGUGCUGAGCACCCUCGGUAGCAGCGCCGUGAGAGGUUUACGGCUUGACGCGCUUUCGAUCAUCCGCAGUAUAUUUGCGAACCAUGAGGACCAGCGCUCGUGGAUCAUUGAAGAGAUCCUAACGUCUCUGAUAAAGUUGUCCAAUAGUCACAAGAAAGCCGGGCAGUUCCGUUUGCGAGACGGGCGGUCAAUACGAACGGUUUCAGCAUUACUGUUGCAGCUGGUUCAGACAUCGGCCCGGGACGUUCGAAUAGCAGCUCGGAAGAUCGCGAAAGCUCGUCACAGCCAAGCUCUUCGGCGACAAGACAGUUCACAUGAGACAUCUCAAGAUGCCAUAUUCGACGAGCAUGACACUAAAGAGAUUCAGCUGUAUAUAUCUGGUCUCGAGUCUGCUACGACAGCCGCAAAGACCAUUAUUCUCUUCUUGACCCAAAGGUCCGGCAAGGGCAAGCAAACAAAGAAUUCCAACGAAGCGGAGUAUCGAGUCAUUCUAGAUAACCUUAUUUCUGACCUACUCGUCGUACUCUACUGGCCGGAGUGGCCUGCCGCGAGUUUAAUUUUGAGUGUUAUUUGCAAGUUCAUGGUUUCCUCGCUGGAUGAUGUCAAGACCACCCAACAGACAGAUACUAAUGCGGCCAAGACUAUAGCGCUAGACCAUUUGGGUGUCAUAGCUGCACGUCUGCGUACGAGCGCUCUCAAAGUCCGGCAGCGUGGUGGGAAGCAUACUGCCCUUCCAUUGGAUGAGAUUGUUUCUUCAGGGAGCAUCGAGAACUUUGAAAGGUUGCUGGCCCGACACGAAGCUAUUUCCAGUCACCUUCUGAGGCGCUCGUCAGAUGAUCAGGCAUAUGAGAGUGCUCGAGAAUUGACAGCUGCUCUCUGGGGUCACGAGCUGGCGAGCGCUCUACGAGCACUCCAGAAUACUCUGCACAAUCAGGACAAAGGUUCAAACUCGCAUGGACAAUCGACCGCAGUGUUUUGUGCACGCCUCCAGAGGGCAUUGAGUAGUGUAUGGCAAGACCAUUCGAGUGACAUAUUCGACGUUGGUUCACAAGAGGAAGCUGCCCGCGCCGACCUUCUAGCUGAAGAAGUUGGAAUCGUCCAAGGCCUCAUGAAUUCCUUUGGACCGAUAUUAAACGUUGUCCUGAUGGCACUUGAUGCGCCACCUGUCUUCAUGCGUACAAAAGCGCUUCGAGCGCUUGGUCAGAUUGUGACCAGUGAUUCUACCAUUCUUUCAAUGACAAAUGUUCGUCGCGCCAUUGAGAGCCAUUUAUUGGAUUCUUCCCCGGCAGUCCGAGACGCAGCUGUUGAGCUGAUCGGCAGGUAUAUGAUCGAAUCACCCGAAGUGGCUGGCGAUUAUUACUCAAAGAUUGCUGACCGGAUAGCCGAUACUGGUCUCGGAGUGCGCAAGCGCGUCAUUAAACUCCUCAAGCAAUACUACGGUGUUACCGAGGACAUGGACCGUCGCAUCGACAUAAGCACAAAACUCGUACUACGAAUGUUAGACGAGGAUGACACCGUGAAGGAUCUUGCCAUCAAAACCGUAGAGGAGCUUUGGUUUCAAAAUUCGAUCCCACAAGUUGUCCCCUCUAAAUCAAGACUGCACUCCACCCCUACUCAGCUACAAGGCAAGGCGGCAUUGCUGGGCAAAGUGUCCGUGAUUAUGGGUGUAUCGGCUUUCUUCAAGGACAGGCAGUCGCCUCUCGAGGAUGUGUUGCACAAGAUCAUUACGAAUCAAAGUCCAAACGAGUUACCACUGAUGCACGCAAAGUAUUCUGAAAUUUGCGAGGCACUAAUUGAUGGUCUUGUGGAUGCUUCCGAUUUACCAGGUUUCACCGUACAAUCAUGCGUCAGGACUCUGUACCUCUUUGCCACAGCUCACCCCUCUGUUCUGUCCGGAAGCAAUGCGUCGACGCUACUUCCAUAUCUGAAAAAUCCGACCUCGACUGACGAGCUCGUCGUUUCCGACUAUUUACUGAGGGUAUUCCGUAUAUCCAUCCCCCACAUGCCCAAAACAGCGAUAAAGUUUGGCCAAGACCUGCAACUAGUCCUCCAACCUAUGAUCGUCAAGCCAUCCAGUGUCGGGGGAGUAGUGUGUCUACAGGAAAGCGUUGCUUGCAUGUGCGGGUCUGUGCAACAUCUCACACAUGAUUUUCAUCGACUGGUCGCACUCCUGAAGUCUUGCAACGCCCGAUUGCAGCAGGCCAUUUCACGCAAAACUGAAGCAAUGACCCCAGUUGAGACAAGGACUUUAUCGAUCCUUAUCUUCAUUGUGGCCCUGUUAGGAGAGCACUGUGACUUCGAUAAACUUCGUGCGGAGCGGACCGAAUUUGCAUCGGACUUAAACAGUGUCUCAGAGGGACCCACCGUAGAGCACAUCUACAAUAGCCUUCUAACACUCUAUGCAAAAUAUACUGACUCAGGUCUCAAAGGGCGCAUUCUGCAGUGCCUGGGUUUCCUGUUCCGGGCUCGACCAACGUUAAUGACGUUGGAUCAGUCAGCAGGAAUUAUGGACGCUAUCUUCGCCUCCCCUGAUGAAGAAAGUCGUGGUCGUUUGCUCAGAAUCUUGCAGGACUUCUUGGUUUCGGAGGCCGCAAAGCAUACCGAACAACAAAAAGGGUCCAGUCAAGGCAAAACCGAUGGCGGCGUGGAUAUGGCACAUCUCGUCGGAAACACCGACGACUUCGCUGAUUCGGGCGUCAGUUCUGCAGUCGUGCAGCGAUAUCUUACCCAUAUUCUCGACGCUGCUUUAUCCCCAAAUCCUCAGAUACAAGCUGCGGCCAUAGAGAUUCUGAGCUUUACCGUGAAACAAGGUUUAGCUCACCCAUUACAGUCGAUCCCCGUUAUCGUUGCGCUGGAGACAAGCCCUGUCAUCGGUACCAGUGUCCGUGCGAGUAAUUUGCAUGCCAUCCUGUAUAGCAAGCACAUGUCUCUGCUGAAUGCUCGGUUCAUCGUCAGUGCAAGGCGGUCAUUUGAGUAUCAGAGGACAAUAUCACCAAACAGUGUGCAAGGCUACCGCAUGCAACCAGAGCCGACUGCACUGCUACAGCGAUGGUAUUCGUUAGUCCGAGAGAAGAGAACGCCCCGGCAAGAUUUCAUCAAGGCUCUGGUGAAGUCUUUCGACAUUCCUCCAUCUUUGAAGUCAACGCAGAAUGACAUCGACUUUGUCCGGUACAUGGCUGAAAAUUUUGCUACCCUGGAUUACAAGACCCAGGAAGAAGUACUGACAGUCAUCAGACAUCUUACCUCCAUCCUAUCGACGUCUGGGAUGCAGAUCAUCGAUGUGGUCUCUCCGUCGCAUCUCCUCACCCAAUUGCAUGAGCCUCAGCCUCAGUCUCUUCCUGACGGCAUGGCGCCCAUGCUACUGUCCGCUCCUGACCUUGAUGUUGAUAUAAUGAGAACAUCUGUGAUCAUCGGCGUGGUCAUGCUACUCAAGACAUACCUGAAAACGUUGUACGGAAUAUCGGAAGAAAAAUGUAGCAAAUUUGUUCCUGGCAAGAAGAGCGCGGUUGGCGACAAACCAGCUACCAAACGUCAUCCAAACCCUAUAUCCUGGGAUCGGCUGCCAUUCGCAACAAUGCCUCUCAUACUCCCAGAAGACCUGGUGAAACAUAGAACAGCUUUCCUCCAUGUUUGGAACGAAGAUGGAGUAGCCCCGGAACCAGAGGAUGCUCUAGAUUAA
Messenger RNA from Pisolithus orientalis, 5712 nucleotides. RefSeq lists its product as uncharacterized. Gene Ontology annotation, biological process: establishment of mitotic sister chromatid cohesion; regulation of gene expression; replication-born double-strand break repair via sister chromatid exchange. The record is from RefSeq and is a predicted model, not a curated record. NCBI's taxonomy places the organism in Eukaryota, Fungi, Basidiomycota, Agaricomycetes, Boletales, Pisolithaceae. The transcript is spliced from 30 exons. The coding region runs from base 1 to 5712 and encodes 1903 amino acids. Gene Ontology annotation, cellular component: Scc2-Scc4 cohesin loading complex. Gene Ontology annotation, molecular function: chromatin binding.